Bombyx mori (domestic silkworm) is the source of this 7982-nucleotide messenger RNA. It is a transcript of the gene ATPCL, whose product is annotated as ATP-citrate synthase. Lineage: Eukaryota; Metazoa; Arthropoda; Insecta; Lepidoptera; Bombycidae. The coding region runs from base 276 to 3539 and encodes 1087 amino acids. Gene Ontology annotation, biological process: acetyl-CoA biosynthetic process; fatty acid biosynthetic process; tricarboxylic acid cycle. The record is from RefSeq and is a predicted model, not a curated record. Gene Ontology annotation, molecular function: ATP citrate synthase activity. Gene Ontology annotation, cellular component: cytosol. The transcript has 23 exons.
GUAUUUCAAACAGUCGACCGCCGGCAGCCGACCAGAGUGGACGGAUUCAAUCAAAACGUAUAGCGAAUAUCCAUCUGAGUACGCGAGUGAUUGCGCGCGUGUCUUUAAUUUGAUUUUUGUUUUAUUUAAAUAUUAUUUUGGAUUAUCUUCAAUCGAGGACCGAGUUAUUGACUAAAUAUCUCGACCGGCCAUAUGUCGUGAAAACUGACGAAGGGUUACAAUUAUUAUUAUUGUGGUAGUUUAUUUAUUUUUAUAAAUUCUUUCAAAAAUAAAAGAUGUCGUCGAAAGCUAUCUACGAGGCAACGGGAAAGGAUCUGAUCAACAGACACAUAGCCUCCGGUACGGCUCUGGUACCAUGCAGGUUCGCCACAUUCGAACAGAGUACAGUGUGGGAGGAUGAGCUGGGGAAAAACCCAUGGCUCUCGAAGGAGCAAUUGGUCGUAAAGCCGGACCAGCUGAUCAAACGUCGCGGCAAACUGGGUCUGGUCGGCGUGAACAAGACUGCGGCGGAGGUCCGGCGUUGGCUCGGCGAGCACAUGGCCAAGGAGCAGACGAUAGGGGCCUGCGUCGGGCGGCUGAGGCACUUUAUAGUCGAGCCCUUCGUCAAACACGAACCGAGCGACGAGAUGUACCUGUGCAUACAGUCGGGCCGGCGCUCCGACACCAUCCUGUUCCACCACCAGGGAGGGGUCGACGUCGGAGACGUGGACGCUCUGGCCAUUCGACUAGAGGUGCCCGUGGACACCUUCCCGACGGGAGAAGAAGUCGAGAGGGUUUUGUUGAAGAACGUCAAAUCUCCAUCUACUAAAAGGACCCUGACGACGUUCAUAGUGUCCCUAUACCGGGUCUACAUCGACUUGUACUUCACGUACAUGGAGAUCAAUCCGCUGGUGGUCACCAACGAGAGGAUAUACCUGCUGGACCUGGCCGCGAAACUGGACCAGACCGCGGACUUCAUCUGCGCGAAGAACUGGGGCGAGGUCACGUUCCCUCCGCCCUUCGGGAGGGACGCCUACCCUGAAGAGGCGCACAUCGCCGACCUGGACGCCAAGAGCGGGGCCAGUCUGAAGUUGACGGUGUUGAACAAGUCUGGUCGCGUGUGGACGAUGGUGGCGGGCGGCGGCGCCAGCGUGGUGUACACGGACACGGUGUGCGCGCUGGGCGGCGCCCACGACCUGGCCAACUACGGGGAGUACUCCGGCGCGCCCACGGAGACGCAGACCGCGGACUACGCGAAGACCAUCUUCAGCCUCAUGUGCCGCGAGAAGCAUCCCGACGGGAAGGUACUGAUCGUGGGCGGCGGUAUCGCCAACUUCACCAACGUGGCGGACACCUUCCGCGGGAUCAUCACCGCCAUAGAGACGUACAAGGACGCCCUAAAGCAGUACAACGUCACCAUCUUCGUGAGGAGAGGGGGACCGAACUACCAGGAGGGACUCAGACAAAUGCGCGAAGUGGGCCAACGCCUCCGCAUCCCGCUGUACGUGUUCGGUCCGGAGACGAACAUGACGUCCAUAGUGGGCCUGGCGCUGGGACACUCGCCCAUACCCAAGGAGCACCAGCUCGACUACGCGCCCAAGCAGCUGCCCAGGCCGCAGCCCGCGCCGGCUCCGAAACUGGACCUGCCUGACGUGACCCACAGCCUGCUCGACCUGAUCUGCUCCCAGGCCCCGACCAAACUGGACCUAGGGCAGGGUGUCUCCACCUCAAUGCCCCUCUUCAGCGACAGAACGAAGGCCAUCAUAUGGGGCAUGCAGAAUAGGGCCAUACAGGGCAUGUUGGACUUCGACUACAUCUGCCGGCGCUCGGAGCCCUCGGUCGUCGCCAUCGUGUACCCGUUCACGGCGGACCACAAGCAGAAGUACUACUUCGGGAACAAGGAAGUCUUCAUACCGGUGUUCUCGGACAUGGACGUGGCGAUGCGCAAGCACCAGGAGGCGACGGUACUCGUCAACUUCGCUUCGCUUCGCUCGGCCUACGACAGCACCAUGCAGGCCAUGCAGCACCCUCAGAUCAACACCGUGGUCAUCAUCGCGGAGGGCAUCCCCGAGAACAUGACGCGGAAGAUCAUCAAGCUCGCUGACGUCAGAGGGGUGAACAUAAUCGGGCCUGCCACUGUGGGAGGCAUUAAACCCGGCUGCUUCAAGAUCGGCAACACGGCUGGCAUGAUUGACAAUAUCAUUGACAGCAAACUGUACCGGCCUGGGAGCGUGGCGUACGUGUCCCGCUCGGGAGGCAUGAGCAACGAGCUGAACAACAUCCUGUCGAAGGACGCGGACGGCGUGUGCGAGGGGGUCGCCAUCGGGGGCGACCGCUACCCCGGGACCACCUUCAUCGACCACUUGCUCAGGUUCGAAGCGGACCCGCAAGUGAAGAUGCUGGUGCUGCUUGGAGAAGUGGGGGGAGUCGAGGAGUACCACGUCUGCAAGGCCAUCAGGGACGGAAUCAUCAAGAAGCCCCUCGUGGCCUGGUGCAUAGGAACUUGCUCCGACAUGUUCACGUCUGAGGUCCAGUUCGGACACGCGGGCUCGCUGGCCGGCUCCGCCGUUGAGAAGGCUGCGGUCAAGAAUGAGGCUCUGAAGGUCUACGGAGCCACCGUCCCAGACUCCUUCGACGGCCUAGGGGCUGCCGUGGGCGAGGUCUACCGCAGGCUGGUCGACGAGGGCAAGAUCAUCGUCAAGGAGGAGGUGGAACCGCCCAAGGUCCCCAUGGACUACGAUUGGGCUCGGAAGUUGGGUAUAAUCCGGAAGCCGGCCGCCUUCAUCAGCACGAUAUGCGACGAGCGAGGCCAGGAGCUGAGCUACUGCGGGGUGCCCAUCUCCCAGGUGCUGGAGAGGCAGCUCGGGGUCGGCGGCACCAUCAGCCUGCUGUGGUUCCAGCGCGAGCUGCCGGAGUGGGCGAGCCGGUUCUUCGAGCUGGUGCUGAUAGUGACCGCGGACCACGGGCCCGCAGUGUCCGGCGCGCACAACACCAUGGUCACGGCGCGCGCCGGCAAGGACCUCAUCUCCUCCGUCGUCAGCGGCCUGCUCACCAUCGGCGACCGGUUCGGUGGGGCCUUGGACCGCGCCGCGGCCGACUUCUGCGCCGCCUACGACAAGGGACAGCACCCCCAGGAGUUCGUCAACGAGAAGAGGGCUAAGGGAGAGCUGAUCAUGGGCAUUGGACACAGGGUAAAGUCGAUAAACAACCCGGACUCCCGCGUGCGCGAGCUGAAGGCGUACGUGACGGCGCGCUGGCCCGCGUGGCCGGUCACCCGGUACGCGCUCGACGUGGAGGCCAUCACCACCAGGAAGAAGCCGAACCUCAUCUUGAACGUGGACGGCAUCGUGGCCGCUGCCAUGGUCGACCUGUUCCGGCACUGCCAGCUCUUCACGCAAGAUGAAGGCAAUAAUUAUAUUCAGAUGGGCUCAAUCAACGCUCUGUUCGUCCUGGGUCGCACGAUAGGUCUGGUCGGACAUUACUUGGACCAGAAGAGGAUGAAGCAGCCUCUGUACCGUCAUCCGUGGGACGACAUCACCUACAUGUCGCCUCUGAACUAAACGAGCCGGUUGUAUUUUGUGUUUCAAACGUAGAAGUAAUGUUGAAUGAUUUGCACGAGAACAUCGACCUAUAAGUACAACUGUGACGUCACAGCGUCAGACUUCGAGCCCGCAAUGGAAUGUAAAUUUUUGUUUAUGUGUUGUAAUACUAGUUUAUUCUUUCGGCCUCGGUCGAGACCGCGUUGUAUGUGCGCGUAAUGAAUGACAACAGCAGAAUCGUUGUAGCACCAUGAUUUGAAUCAAUUUUGAUAUGAUUUUUUUUUUUAUUAUAUUAUGUCUAAGAAUAAUAGUCUAAAUUCCAUGGAAAAUACAAGAAUAUUGAAAUAAAUUUGCGUAGGAAGCGAUAUUUGCUCAAAGCGGUUCGGACCAGGCCUCUAGUGUCGAAAAAAUCUCUUGGUUGUGUUCAGAAUAAUGUCUGGUAAAUACAUCAUGUUGUUCCCUAAUAUGUCACAGAUACUUAACUGUAGUAGUGCCUAGUAUAUCACCGAUACGCAACUGUGAUUUAUCCUAAUAUUUCACAGGUACGUAACUGUGAUUUACCCUAAUAUGUCACAGAUACUUAACUCUGAUAUAAAUCAGUAUAAACUGGUAUAUCACUGAUAAGUAACUGUGAUUUACUCUAAUAUUUCACAGGUACGUAACUGUGAUUUGUCCUAAUAUAUCACAGAUACUUUGAUUUAUACUAGUACAUCACAGGUACGUGACUGUGACUCGCACUAAUAUUUAACUACAACGCACACUAAUAUUCCAUAGAUAUUUAACAAUACCUUACCUAGUAUUUCACAGUUACUGAUUAAUAUCUUCACGAUAUCCACUAAUCUGUACUCUGAUACAAUUUCCCUCGCGGAAUCCUCGUCGUUCAGUUUGAGUGUGAGGUUGCCGCUGUCGAUCCCAGGGUGUGAACAGAGAUGAGUAGUGUCAAUAGGAAAUCAAUUUGUUCAACGUUAUUUCUAUGAAUUUCGAAGUGACGCGCGCGAUCAGAGCGAAUGUAAUACCAUUGUAGUACAGGGGUACAGGGGGGAACACUUUUUAUUCCAGUGGGCUUAGUGCGAGCUUUUUAACGUUCUCGCUAGCGUUAAAGUUAACUCAAUUUUGUAUAGAGUUGGAACAGCGCCCCUAGCGGCAUACGUAGGCAAACGAUCCAACUCCAUACAAAUACGGGGCUAACUUUUACGCCAUCGAGAACGUUAAAAAAACUCGCACUAAGCUUACAGAGCUGGUAUGGUGUGGCUAGUUUUUUUUUUUUUUUUUUCGUAACCACAGUUUUGAUAUCCGUUUGCUUAAACGGUGACCCGAUAUCGAAGCGAGAUUAUCCGCCGUAUUUCUCCGAGCAGGUACCACCGUCAGAGAGAAACGUAAUAUUUAUGCAUAAUAUUCAAGGAAAAUAAUUUUUCAUUUCUCAAUCUCGGACUAGACUAAAAUUUUAAUGAAUUAUCUAAAAUACUUCUAGAUUAAAGAUUAUAGAAUAUAUUAUAAAAUUUUCUCAAAAUUUAUAAUAUAUUCUAUAAUAAUUAUUAUAUCAUAUUAGUAUUAUUGUAUCAUAUUAGUACAUUUGUAUAUUAUUGAACAUAAUACGUAGGUAUCUCGCGCCCGGUCAAUUCGUGUAUGUACAGGGUACUCUAAAAUCCCGUCCGAAAUUAAACUUUAGCCGGGACUUCCCCGGUAAUUGACCGCAGCGUCAGCUGUUUUUAAUGCUUGAGCAAAAUUCGAAAUAUCUGAUCUUCGAUUUUGAAAACGUCUCAUUACGCCUUAUGUACAGACAUCCUUGCCCACGCCUCGCCUCGCUCUGGUCGCGCUAGUUUGACAGUCACAAACUUCACGCGUCAUUUUGACAGCCGCGGUUGUCAAAUCGAAAAGAAUCUGUCAUUCCAUGUUUUUUUUUUAUUCAAUUUGUUUUUGUAUCUUCGUGUUGCUUCAUCGUACAAAUGUUUUUUUUUUUAAUAUUUUUUUAGAAGGGACAUUGUUGUUUGUGCUUUGUGAGCUAUCGGAUCGCGCGUUUGAUUCUCUGUGUCUAUGAAUAAGUACGCUUCGUGUGUUGUUAGACAAAAUUUACUCUAAAUCUCUAAAUUAUUUAUAGAAAAUUGUAACGUAAUUUUUAUUUCUGUACUAGGGUAUAAAGAGAUCAUAGUAAUAAUGACCUUGAGACGUGAGGUCGAUUUGUAUUGGGACGCUUUUCAGCAGACACAGGCACUUGCGCCUUUAUGUAAUAGUAACUUUCUUCAACACUUUGAUUGCGGUGUAGGUCACCGGUGUCCUACGCGGCGCAGUGAAGUAAUUAUGUCGGUUUCUGUUACUAAGGGACCUGGGUUUGCUAUUGUAUCGGUCAUGAGUUCGUGACGCGUGUGCUAAUUGUCAAGACAUUCAUAGAUUCCAUCACUUAGAGAUAUAUAGUAACCCCCCCUAUAACGCGGUAUAUUGGUUCCGUGUUAUAUGGGUAUUACCGUACAACGCGGUUUUACUACCUCGUAUAACGCGUUACGUGUAAAGGAUUGAUCGCGUUAAACUUUUAAUCGUUUUUUUUUUAAUACACAAAUUUAAUAAAAUAAUUUAUUUUUGUAAUAACACAAUUGAGACAUGUGCAAAGGUACGCGAAGUAAUAAUAUAAACUGUACAAAUGAUUAUUAAUUUCACAGUACAGAAAUAUGAAUGUCGGAAAUCCCCGCGUUAUAUAGGGUAAUGCUCGUGUUAUACGGGGGACUUAAUUCGCGUAAUAUGAAAACGCGUUAUAAAAGUACCGCGUUAUAGAAAGGAUUGCAGUAUAUAAAAAUAGAUACAUCGCACCUUUAGAAUUGGCUCAAUUGUGUGGCUUAUUGUGGCUUAAUCCAAAAUUCUUGUUUUCUGAUACAAGCCAAAAAGGUAAUUGAGGAAUUUUAAUUUAUCAAUUUGAUUUUAUGACUAAACUUUAAGGUAUGCGUUUGAUUUUAAAGAGACGGAAAGUGUACUUUGUCCUUUUGCUAACUAAAAUUUAAAUUUCACAUUUUUUAAUUAUGUAAAAAAAAAAAAAAAAAAACUGACCGAGCACACGUUUAUAAGUUUUUCAAAGCAUAAAACUGAUGUCACUUUGAUUCUAAAGGUGCGAUAUAUCAAGCUAACAAAAUUCACUCUUUUUUUUUUCAUUCACCCUACCACCCUAACCGCUAACAACAAAUAUAUUAUGUCUAAGACGUCUUGUUACGGUGUAAUAAUAUGAAAGAGAAUUUGUUUAAUUUCAAUAUUGGAGGGAAUUCACAAAUACAUUAAUACAAUACAAUAUUAUAUAUCGAGGGGCUAUUUAUUUUAAGCGACAUUUCGCUUAUUGUGCGCGCGGAACUAGUUGGCCACGCCUUAGGUAUGUGAGGGGUAGGACGGAGGGCGGGGGCGCUUGCUGUCAUUACUGAUGAGAGAUUUGAUAUUGUGAUGGACGAAAUCAUUAUAAUCUUACAAGAUGAUUCUGAAUCAAGUGAUUCAGAAGAUAUGUCAGAGUAAUUAUAUAUACUUAAUUUGUUUUUGGUUUAUUUUACUAUUAAUUACAAUAUAAUUAGGUACACUAUAAAGGUUAAGGUACACUAUAAAGUUCUAAAAGUUCGAUUGUUUUUUAUUUAUUAUAGCUGACCCGGCAGACUUUGUAGUGCCUCAAUCGAUAAAUAAAAGAAAUAAACUUUUGUAUAAAAUAAACAAAAGGAAUCCGUCCGACGGGGGACAUAUCAAACGGAAAACAAAAUUGUUAUUUUUAUUAAAUUCCGAGCAUUUUCGUAUUUAACUACCUUUUAAACCUUCUCUGGACUUCCACAAAUAAUUCAAGACCAAAAUUAGCCAAAUCGGUCCAGCCGUUCUCGACUUUUAGCGAGACUAACGAACAGCAAUUCAUUUUUAUGUUAAUAGAUUUCAUUUAUUUAUUUAUUUAUUUAUUUAUUUAUUUUAUUUAGUCAUCACUGUCUAAUCUCAUAUGCGUUACGAGUAGUAGGUAACCCGCCCCCUCACCCCUAAGGCGUGGCCAACUAGUUCCGCGCGCACUAUAUAUAAUACGCGACAUUUAUCUUUGUAAUUAAAGGUCCGUUUUAUUUGGUAUCAGCAUCAACAGUUCGAUGUUUUUAAUUGGACUUCAAUUAAGUUUACUCCAUUCAAAAAAAUAGCUGAAGAAGUUUUCUUGUUAUGCAUGAUAUUUUUUCCAAAUUUUAAACUUUAAAUUGGCUCUCUCCUGUAAAGUUGCAAAUAUAUCUCUUAAACCAAAUAGAUUUACACCCCUCGAUAUAAUAAGUAAUUAUUGGAGACAAAAUUUUGACGGUAAAAAUGUUUUUUGUUUGUUUGUUUGUAUAUGAUUUUAUAAAAUAUAUAUUAUUUAAGUUAAGUUUUAUUUUAUUCUUAAGCGUUCGGGACUCGGUGUCACAGAUUAUAAUUAUAAGUGCUAAUGACAAAAUAAAAUGUUAUAAUGCGAAAUAAAUAAAUAAAUAAUUUAUGUUUUUU